AUGGCCACCAUGUGGAGCCGAACUGAAAGACAUAAAUGGAUGUGCCUUUUGUUUAUUGGUGCAGUCGGCCUCUAUGCUUCUAGGGGAGUAAUGCCGAUCGCUUCCGUUGCUAUUGCCUCAGAAUUGAAUUGGAAUCGUAAGGAAAUGGGUUUCAUGAUGGGCAUCUUCUUUUGGGGCUACGCUAUUACACAGUACCUGGGUGGUUAUCUAAGUGAUGUGUUUGGUGGAGAAAUUGUAAUUGCAAUCAGUUCUCUUGGUUGGUCUAUACUAACCGUUUGCUUUAUAUGGCUCCCAAGUAUCAACCUGGGCUCAAAUGAUAUAUAUGGGCUUUUCAUAAUUACUCGCUUUUUACUGGGGAUAUUUCAAGGAUUUUACUAUCCGAGUUUAGCAAGUUUAAUGGCCAAUCGUGUUCAAGUAUCCAAUCGAAAUAUCACUUUUGCUGUGAUAACUGCUGGUACACAUUUGGGAACAAUCUUAUGUGGUUCACUGGGUUCCUACUUAGCUGAAAACGAUGGCUGGCGUACACCGUUUUUCUGGAUUGGAAUAUCAUUUUUUGCAUGGUCUUACAUUGUCUAUUUAAUUGUUACCCGUGAAACUAAGAGACCACAUAAAUUGCAUUUAAUUUUACCUAGAAUACUAACAAAUUCAUAUUUUAUUAACAAGAAUGUAACAAUAAGUCGGGAAUUGAAAUCAGAAAAUUGUGUUAAAAUAUUAGAUGUGGAAGAAAAAAUGACGCCGUCAGAAUCAACAUUUGUCUAUAUAGACUCAAAAAGUAUCGAUAAUGAUUCUGUAUCUAGUGUACCUUUACGACAUUUAAACUGGUCUCUUCUUUUCAGACACAAACCAUUUUGGGUUAUGCUUUUGGCUAAUUUUGUUCACAAUAAUACAUUUUAUAUUAUCCUCAACUGGUGUCCUUCGUAUUUCCACGACAAUUAUCCCGAUGCAAGAAGUUGGGUUUUCAAUAUGGUCCCAUGGCUAAUUAUAUUCCCAUCUGUUUUAUUAGCUGGUGCCUUAUCUGAUCACUGGAUUAAAACUGGUGUAUCUGUAACAAUAGUGAGGAAAAUAAUUACGACAGUUGUUCUUUUGGGUUCAUCUUUAUUUCUUAUCAUCUUAUCAUCUCUGGAUAAUUAUUAUGGGUCACUAAUUUGUAUGGCUUUUGCAUUAGCCUGUUUAGGCUUUCAUUGCAGUGGUGUACUGUUAAAUCCUCAAGAUAUGGCUCCCAAUCAUGGUGGUCAGUUGUACGGAAUUAUGGCUACCGUUGGUACAUUUCCAGGAUUUGCAGGUGUCUAUAUGGUUGGUUAUAUAUUAGAAGCUACAAACCAAUGGUCUGUGAUCUUUAUAAUGACUGCUUUCGUUAGUAUUGCGGGUUGGGUUGGAUACGUGUUGUAUGGAUCAUCAGAAAUUCUCUUUUAAGUCAUAAUUUUCUUGAAAUAUCAAUAUUUAAGUUUCUUUAGAAUACGAACAAUAGUGAUUUUGAAUUGUUACUUUUAUUCUUACAUCAUAUUUACAUAUCAAAUCUGUACAAAUGGACAAACUGAAAGUGAGGUGAUAACCUACGUAUCUUAGAUAUUUCCAAUAAUUUAUGUAUGUUACAUGUUUAUAUUGGUUUGGAUAUGCUGUUUUUCGUCGAAUAGUUAGAGCAAAGAAACGUUCAUGCAUUUUUUUUUGUGUAUGUUACUAUUUCUUUGUAAGACAUUCCUAAACAUCAUCGGGCGAAUUGUUUCAAUUUCAAUGAUUCGCAUAAAUUGAAAAC
Messenger RNA from Schistosoma intercalatum, 1753 nucleotides. The record is from the annotation of a GenBank genome assembly. Lineage: Eukaryota; Metazoa; Platyhelminthes; Trematoda; Strigeidida; Schistosomatidae.